AUGUUUGACCUUCCCGUAUCUCCGCAACAGGCCACAAUGGAGGAUGAGUUUGGCAACGUGAAUGCGGGCAUAUUCCAACUCUUCGCUAACCGCCUCCAUUCCCAAGCCAAACAGUUAAAGAACGCCCUCGGAAAUCUCGUCUCAAGCCUGCCUUUCAAACAGAAACAACCCAAAGAAAGCGAAGCUGAUGUACCCGAAACAAGCUCCAACGACGCGGACUUUGAAGAUGACCAGCCACUCACCCGGGACGUUUACAACCUCCAUAAGAUGAUCGUUGUCGUUACUUCCAUUGGCAAGGUUUUUGGCAUGGAGAGCGCCAAGGGCCAAAUCAUGUGGUCUUACCUGGUACCGGACGCACAAAAAUUUAACAAUGGCGCCCCCGCUCAACUCUUCCUGCAACGUACUACCGGCCACUUUCCCCUGCGCCCCAUUGCAUCAGUUCUGCUCCAGUCCAAGGUACAAAUACCACCUUUUUGGCUUAUGCACUUUUCUUGUCCCAACAAAUACUACAGUAGGUGCACUAUCUCAUGA
Dibothriocephalus latus is the source of this 531-nucleotide messenger RNA. The record is from the annotation of a GenBank genome assembly. NCBI's taxonomy places the organism in Eukaryota, Metazoa, Platyhelminthes, Cestoda, Diphyllobothriidea, Diphyllobothriidae.